Colletotrichum chrysophilum is the source of this 720-nucleotide messenger RNA. RefSeq lists its product as uncharacterized. NCBI's taxonomy places the organism in Eukaryota, Fungi, Ascomycota, Sordariomycetes, Glomerellales, Glomerellaceae. The transcript is spliced from 2 exons. Bases 1 to 720 code for a protein of 239 amino acids. The record is from RefSeq and is a predicted model, not a curated record.
AUGAAAGCCUCCGCUGCUACUAUCGCUGCCGCGCUAGUGACUUCGGCCGUCCCCGCUAUCGCCUAUCCUGCGACUUUGCAAACUCGCGACGGCGAGACUUGGAAGAGUGACAAGGGCGGAAACAUCCAGAUUGAGGUCGGCAAUGACUUGAUUCUUUUUGGAAGCGCCUUACCUUCAGCUACUCUCGAUGCCAUCCUCAAUCAAUGUGGGGAGUACGGUUGCAAGCCGGGGGAGCCCCGCAAAGUCAAAACUGUGCGCAUCGGCGCCGGUGAUAUGGGCCAGGAGACGGAGCUGAUUCUCACGGUUGAGGGUAGCUUCGCUACUGAGAAAGAGCCUGGUGAUAAAGCUCAUCUUGUCGGAAUGGCCAAGACGGUCAUGAAAAAGAUGUUUUACGAGGGAAAGCACAAGCUGGAACAGGACGUUCCUUACUACACCAAGCCUUGCCAACAGACUAAGAACGGCUGUAUCCAUAAGGACAAAUACUACGCUGAUCAAUGGCAAGCCACCGACCAUAUCAAUGUUCGGUAUGAGGACGAGAAGAAGGGCUUCGAAUCAUUUCUUAACGUCGGAUUCUCCUUCGAGGAGGCGCAGAGUCUUGACGGAGACAUCUGCGCUGGUAUUGUUGAUAUUGGUGGCACCAUGGCCGAUGCCAUUUCCAAAAUUCACCCGAUAGCAGGUGUCGGUUUCUCACUUGCGUCUUUUGGCUGCGCUUUCGUCUGA